AUGUUCCAAAAUAUCCUUCGUCAUGUGCAGGGCCCUGGCCUUAGCAUCUCACGUGUCCGAAACCGCCGUUUCUCAUAUGUAUCAAGGCACUCCGAUUUUCCAGCAAGCAUGUAUCAGUUUCAGAUACACCGCGACUCAAGGCUCUAUGACAGAGCUUAUAAACAAGAUGACUGGGAAUACGAGGAUGGAGUAGAAGUCAGUGCGGACGGCUUGGUGCACCCUAAUAUAACUGCCGAUUUUUCUAAUGGCGCAAUAUUUAUGCCGAAUACGCACAACAUGCAGGAGGUCACACGGAGGUCGAAUGAUUAUUACUUGGAAGACGUAGAAAGUGGUAAGCCCGCCGCUGAAGCUCAUUAUUUAUGCAUACCCAAAGGUGAUUUGACGCCCUUGUUGAAAGGCACCGUUAUCCCAAAAUCGUUGAUUCUUUACCGUGAGCAUACUUCUCGGUUUUCCCUACAACCUGCGCAUCCCAUGUCACUGGAUACUCUAAACAAGACUCUGAGUCAGUUUUAUCUUGAUUUUGGACGCGUUUUCAAUCCAGACGCUUGGCUUGAUAUGAACCCCUACCAUGAAGCAUUCUCUGAUCACGAGGAAGAGUGGAUGAACUACUGA
Penicillium mononematosum is the source of this 612-nucleotide messenger RNA. RefSeq lists its product as uncharacterized. The transcript has 4 exons. The record is from RefSeq and is a predicted model, not a curated record. NCBI's taxonomy places the organism in Eukaryota, Fungi, Ascomycota, Eurotiomycetes, Eurotiales, Aspergillaceae. The coding region runs from base 1 to 612 and encodes 203 amino acids.